This is a messenger RNA of Myripristis murdjan (pinecone soldierfish), 1155 nucleotides long. RefSeq names its product prostaglandin E receptor 1c (subtype EP1) (gene ptger1c). The coding region runs from base 1 to 1155 and encodes 384 amino acids. NCBI's taxonomy places the organism in Eukaryota, Metazoa, Chordata, Actinopteri, Holocentriformes, Holocentridae. The record is from RefSeq and is a predicted model, not a curated record. Gene Ontology annotation, cellular component: plasma membrane. Gene Ontology annotation, biological process: positive regulation of cytosolic calcium ion concentration; inflammatory response; adenylate cyclase-activating G protein-coupled receptor signaling pathway. Gene Ontology annotation, molecular function: prostaglandin E receptor activity. The transcript has 2 exons.
AUGGCCUCAUUUUGUACCUCCUCUGCACCUUCAACCCUCCACCACAACCCAGAGAUCAACUCCUCCGAAUACCCAAAUCAGCUGUUGCUAAAUAGUAGCACAUUGCUACCUGACAAACCUUCAGGCUUGGGAAUGUCCUGUUUCACCAUGACCUUUGGCGCCAUCUCCAACCUCACUGGUCUGGGCAUCCUGGCCAAAUCCCGUGUUAGAUUUCGCCGCCAAGCCAAAGCGCCAUUUCUGCUUUUGGCAGGCACAUUGCUACUGGCUGACCUUGGAGGUCACGUGAUCCCAGGUGCCUUUGCCAUGUAUAUGCACAUGGAUCAUAGUCAGAGGCACAAGAAAACAAUGCAGGCCAUACAGCCUGCCAAACAAUUCUGCCAGAUCUUUGGGGCAAGCAUGGUGUUCUUUGGCUUGUGCCCUCUGUUGCUCGGCUGUGCCAUGGCAGUGGAGCGCUGUAUGGGCAUCACCCAGCCUCUGCUCCACGCUGCCAUAAUCACAGUGACUCAUGUCCGGCGAGUUGUGCUGCUUCUGUCCUCUCUCGCACUUGUUCUAGCAAUGUUGCCUUUGUUCACCAUUGGUUCUUACACCCUCCAGUUUCCUGGCACCUGGUGUUUCUUGCCCAUCCAUGGCCCACGGUCUGCUGCUGACACCAACCUGGCUUUGGCCUUUUCAUGCCUGGGCCUCACAGCACUCACACUCUCCCUGCUGUGUAACAUCCUUAGUGGCCUGGUAUUGCUGCAGGCCAGGGUGAGCUCCAAGAGCGUUAAACAAAAGUCUGCAGCUCGUUGCAAAACUCAUGCAUCCUCUUCAUCCUCGUCCUCCUCUUUUUGCUCACUGGAGGUGGAGAUGAUGGCACAGCUGGCAGUGAUUACUGUGGUGUCCUGUGUGUGCUGGAGUCCCUUUCUUAUCCACAUCCUGGUGUCAGUGAUGCAGAUCCACCAGAGCUCCGGUGCAUCAGAACAUCAGCCAGAGAGGUUAAUUCUACUGGGUCUGCGAAUGGCCUCCUGGAAUCAGAUCCUGGAUCCCUGGGUUUACAUCUUACUAAGGAGGGCAGUGCUGUACAGAGUUUGUUGUGCCCUCCACGCUGAGAGAUCCAUUACCACAGGAAACAGCUCCUACACAGACUUACGCAGGCAUCCCCUCAGUCUGCACUAA